GAGAUAGUAGUGAAUUGGCUCAAUUGCUUGCCUGUGCACUCUAUUCUCUUAUCAACAACUACUACAGUGAAGAGUAGGAUAAAUACUUCCAAUACUUAUCAUUGUUCACAGCCGACAGACUGAUAAUCUGUUGAGCUAGCUACCACAUUUAGAGUCCAGAUUUAGUUUUUGUUGAAAAUGUUAUAUUCAAUUCUAACUUUGCAGUUAUUGUUUCCAGUUAUUGGAUUAAGUGCACUAGCUCCGAGAAUCUGCAAUGGCGGGUCUUCUCCAUACACUUAUAAAACGGAGUAUUUUGAUGUGCCCGUGGAUCAUUUUGCUUUUACAAAUGACGAUAUGUUUAGAAUGCGAUACCUGAUAAAUGACUCAUAUUGGAAACCAAAUGAAGGUGCACCAAUUUUCUUCUAUACAGGAAAUGAAGGUGAUAUAGAAUCAUUUGCUGCAAAUACUGGCUUUCUGUGGGAGUCAGCUCCAGAAUUCCAUGCAUUAAUUGUCUUUGCUGAGCACAGAUACUAUGGACAUUCCAUGCCUUAUGGAAAUAAAUCUCUCAGUGAACCAAAAUAUUCGGGAUACUUGACAGCAGAGCAAACAUUGGCUGAUUAUGUUUAUCUUCUAACAAAUUUAACUACAUCUGCGAGAGACCUCCGUACUGAUAUUUUUGUUAAUGGUAAGAAGAAUGUGAAUAAGAGAACGAAGAGAAUUCCUAUUAUUUCAUUUGGCGGCUCCUAUGGAGGUAUGCUGUCAGCUUGGUUCAGGAUGAAAUAUCCAGGAUUAGUCACUGGUGCGUUAGCCUCUUCAGCACCAAUCUGGCAAUUUCCUGGUCUCAAUGACUGUCAUACGUUCGCUAGGAUUGUCACUUCUGCAUUCGAAAUAGAAGAAAAGAGUUGUCCUCAUAAUGUGAGGAAAUUGUGGACUGCGAUCGAUGAGUUGGGUAAUUCUAAAGAAGGACUGGAAUGGAUGUCAACCAACUGGAAGCUGUGUAAUGCGUUGAAAAAUAAAACAGAUGUGGAUAAUAUGAAAGCUUGGAUAUCAAGCGCCACAAUCAAUGUUGCUAUGGUCAACUAUCCCUACCCAGCCAAUUUCUUAGGGGAUCUACCAGGACAUCCUGUCAGGGCAUUUUGCAAACAUUUGGAUGAGCCAAUGGAAGGAAAAGAUCUACUUACAGCAACUUUCAAAGGGCUGAAUGCUUGGUUCAACCAUUCAGGUUCUGCGAAAUGUUUUAAUUUGUCUUCUGAGUUUGGAACUUCAGAUCUUGGUUUAGACGCAUGGAAUUACCAGUCAUGUACAGAAAUGGUGAUGCCCAUCUGCAUGGAUGGAAAACAAGAUUUCUUCGAGCCAGCGCCAUGGGAUCUUGGAGCCUAUGUUAAUGAUUGCAAGAAAACAUUGAAGAUGAGCACAAGGCCAUACAGCAUCCCAAAGUUGUUUGGUGGAAAGAAUCUUGAGACAGCCAGCAACAUCAUAUUCAGCAAUGGCCUUCUGGAUCCAUGGGCAGGCGGCGGCGUGUUGAAGAACGUGUCAGAGUCGACAGUUGCCGUGUUGCUGCCGUCAGCCGCUCACCACCUCGACCUGAGGGCCUCCAACAACCUUGACCCGCCUACCGUCACAAUGGCUCGCAAGUUCUACAAGAAGAUCUUCAGAAAAUGGAUUGCCGAUUUCCACAAACAAUAGUACCAAUUCAAUUGAACAGUCUGCUAGUCCUUAAAAUGGAUCUUGAGUACCGGUAAUGGAGUAAAUGGAUCUUAUAUUGGAGGAAUGGAUUGCAGAUUGAUGGAAAAUAAGUUGAAUUGGUCCAAAUUAAUCAAAAUAUUUUGGGAUUCAAUGAACAUUAUAAAAUGUCACUAAAACUUGAGGCAAAUCAAAUUUAACAUUAUCCACAAUAUGAAUUUGGAUAUUCUAGAAUAUAAUUAUAUUCAGGGAUUGGAUUGCAGAUUAAUGGAAAACAGGUUAUUGAUGAGCUAGUUUUCGAGAAGAAUCAAGAUAAUAAUAAUAUGACACGUUGCGUACUCAGAAGAUGGUUAGCAGCAACUUCUUCGCACCACAAGAUCUUAUUUAGAUAUAUAUCAUAUUAUUUUGUGAAAUAGAUAGCCGAUUUCCAUGGAAAUUAAUCAUUCAAAUGGUCUGCUAGUGUUUGAGAGGAAUUUAUAUAGGACUGGUCUGUAAUAAUCAUAUUUUUGAUGAUUUUUCUCAAAAUCUUAUCUCUUGAAAUAAAUUCUUAUUUGGUCAAGUUA
Molecule: messenger RNA, 2225 nt
Organism: Nilaparvata lugens (brown planthopper)
Lineage: Eukaryota; Metazoa; Arthropoda; Insecta; Hemiptera; Delphacidae
Product: lysosomal Pro-X carboxypeptidase
Exons: 9
Coding region: 178-1665 (495 amino acids)
Biological process (GO): proteolysis
Molecular function (GO): serine-type exopeptidase activity; dipeptidyl-peptidase activity
Source: RefSeq, a predicted model, not a curated record